AUGGCGAAGCUCCAGGGACGCGAAGUCAUGGCGACCAUUGCUAAAGACCCAUCAGCCUGUCAUGCCAAAUUGGGCUGCGCCGAGGCCGCCGUGGAGAAGAUCUUGUCCCGCAGCCAGGGCGGCGGGGGCAGCGCCACGAUUCGGCUGACCCUGGGGCUGCACGGCAUCCACCUGCGGCCCGCCGCGAAGGAGGCCCGCCCGCCUGGCCACGCCUACCUGCUGCACCGCAUCACCUACUGCGGGGCGGACCGGCGCCACCCCAAGGUCUUCGCCUGGGUGUACCGGCAUCAGGUCAAGAACAAGGCGGUGGCGCUGCGCUGCCACGCGGUACUGCUGUCCAGGGCCGAGAAGGCCCAGGCCGCGGCCCGGCUGCUCUACCAGACCUCCGCCGCCGCCUUCAACGAGUUCAAGCGCCUCCAACGGCAGAGCGACUCUCGCCGCCUGCAGCGGCAGCUCCUGGGGGAGGCCAUCGUCCCGCUGGUGCCCCUGCGCAGGCUGCUCAAUGGCAAGUGCCCGUACAGGCCGCCUCUGGACCGCGGCCGCAACGCCCCCAGGCUGAGCUCCAUCCAGGAGGAGCAGGAGGAGGAAGAGCAGCAGCAGGAGGAGGAGGAGCAGAGGAAGAAGGAGCGGCCUGCUGGAGCCAGGGCUUUGUGCGCACCCAGGUGCCGUCCUGCCGGUGCAGCGCACGACUGGCUCGCCACCCACGCCGUCAUCUGCACCAUUUGUGGCUUUGGCUCUGCGGGCACUGCCCUCUGGGCCGACCACACCGCCCCCAGCCACCACGUUGCCCCGCUUCCAGAUCCCAAGAUGGCCAGAGGCCGUGACCGGCCAGAGAUGCAGACCUUGGUGCGGGAGUUCCAGUUCUGCACCCUGCGAGGUCCGCUGCCCGUGGAGGACACGGCAUCGUGGACGCCUAACCAGGAGUCCCCUUGCUUGUCCUGUUAGAAUCGCUGAAGCCAUAAUUUUUAUUCUUCGAGAUUCAGGUGGGGAGGGCAAGUGGGCGGAUGGAACACGAUGUUCCUUCCAUUUUGUUCUCCUGGUUUCCAAAUCCAGAGUUUGACAAUCUAUACACGGCCGAAUCAUUAGUCCUUGUCAACUGAGCUUCAUUGUCCGGUGCCACAUUAUCACAGCCCGUCUUAUUCGGCUUGGGAAAAAACAAAAGCUUUACCUUUUCUGUGGAUUUCUGAGGUUGGCAGAAGGAAGCAGGAUGGGAUUCUUGGUACUUUGGGGGGAGAUUUUACAUAUUUGGUGGCCUUGGGGAGGGAGAGUGAGAACUGGGUUAUGUUUGUAGUUGCUGAAAUGCAAAAAAAAAAGGGGGGGGGAAAUGCCUUUAAAUAAAAUCUCUUUGGGUAUGUA
Molecule: messenger RNA, 1356 nt
Organism: Python bivittatus (Burmese python)
Lineage: Eukaryota; Metazoa; Chordata; Lepidosauria; Squamata; Pythonidae
Gene: FAM43B
Product: family with sequence similarity 43 member B
Source: RefSeq, a predicted model, not a curated record